This is a messenger RNA of Harpegnathos saltator (Jerdon's jumping ant), 1626 nucleotides long. It is a transcript of the gene Pez, whose product is annotated as protein tyrosine phosphatase non-receptor pez. Gene Ontology annotation, molecular function: protein tyrosine phosphatase activity; cytoskeletal protein binding. Bases 248 to 1543 code for a protein of 431 amino acids. Gene Ontology annotation, cellular component: cytoskeleton. NCBI's taxonomy places the organism in Eukaryota, Metazoa, Arthropoda, Insecta, Hymenoptera, Formicidae. The record is from RefSeq and is a predicted model, not a curated record. The transcript is spliced from 7 exons.
UGCGUUCAUCGCGAAUGAAUCAGUCGGAUGAGCUCGAAUACUCGCAAUCUUGACUAAUAUGGGUGUUGAUAGUGAUCUGUCAAAGAAUAACUGUCAAAAUACGCGCGUUUAUCUGGUACACGUAUCCGCAGUCGAGUGUUGCUCAUACGGGAAAGUGAGUGAGUGAGUGAAUGAUCGAUAUUCUGAGAUAUCGCGUGAAUCUACAUAUGCGUGGCGAAACUAACGAGAGUUUCCCAAGGUUGCUAAAAUGCCAUUCAAGUUUCACUUGAAGAAAAGUAGGCAGUACAAUGUCGUAUCCAAGAAUCAAUACGUAAUUUGUGUCGAGCUGUUAGAUAGCUCCUCUAUAGAAUGCACACUCAGUAUUGACAGCAGCGGACAAGAAUGCCUAAAUAAUGUGACACAGCGUAUAGGAUUGGGGCAGCCAGAAUUUUUUGGCUUACGCUAUAUCUGUUGUCAUGGUACACCAUCUCUACGAUGGAUAGACAUGGACAAGCCUUUGAAGAAACAACUGGAAAAGGAUGCCAAGAGCUUUACACUUUAUUUAAGAGUUAUGCAUUAUAUCACAGACAUCCAAUUCAUUCAAGAUGACAUAACAAGGCUUCAUUAUUAUCUUCAAUUGAAGAAUGAUAUAUUAGAGGAAAAAAUACAUUGUAACUCCAGACAGGCUUGUUUAUUAGUGGGCUACUCGAUGCAGGCUGAAUUUGGAGAUUACAGCACAGAGAAACACACAAUCGAUUAUUUCAAGCAGUGUGUCUUCUUUGCAAAUGAUGUAAUUAAGACAGAGCCAGGCGGGCAAGAUUCCCUUUUACAUACAGCGAUAUGUCAGUAUAGGAGUCUUGCUAAUGUUGCACAAAGUACUGCAGAGGAACUAUACAUCUCAUCUGUGAUGCAGCUAGAAGGAUAUGGCAAUGAAACAUUUACUGCCAAAGAUAGCGGUAAUAACAAAGUUAUUCUUGGAAUCUCUGUCAAUGGAAUCAUGGUGGCCUAUCCCAGCACACAAACCACACAAUUUUACAGAUGGAGAGACAUCAGCAAUGUCAUAAACCACAAAAAGACCUUUAGAAUAGAAUGUCAACUGGAGGGCGAAGAGGCGAAACAAUUUGUAUUCACGGAAUCUCGCGAUGCGAAAUAUAUAUGGCGACUAUGUAUAGCACAGCAUACAUUUUACAUGCAAUAUCAAGAACGCCGUACACUGGAAAGAUCUAACGGCUAUUACGAUAACGAUACAAACGAUUCCGGCGAACAAGCGAUGUCCGUAAACUUGGAUAAUCGAACUGUAGACAACCACACGCGAUGGACAAGCUACAACGAUCUCUCGACGUCGCCGUAUCCUGCCGUUGUGUCAGUCUCGUCAACGGAUAUAAAUAAUUUACGCGCAUUGUUACCAUCGUACAGGCCGGCGCCUGAUUACGAAACCGCGAUACAAAUGAAGUACAAGAACGGUGGAAACCCCCCACAGCCUUAUUAUGCGAAUCAAUCCGCGAUUGUGGGCUCCGAUAUUUCGUGCCUUCUUGGUAAUGUUGUAAACCACAGCAGGUACUGAAUUCGAUAAAAUUUCUCUUAACAACAUUAUCUGAUUAGGCCAUCAAGAGUUUAAGUAUUUCUAUUUUUUUUUGUUAACAUGUA